Messenger RNA from Cottoperca gobio, 5451 nucleotides. RefSeq names its product apoptosis-stimulating of p53 protein 1-like. NCBI's taxonomy places the organism in Eukaryota, Metazoa, Chordata, Actinopteri, Perciformes, Bovichtidae. Gene Ontology annotation, cellular component: nucleus. The transcript has 24 exons. Bases 370 to 3627 code for a protein of 1085 amino acids. Gene Ontology annotation, biological process: regulation of apoptotic process. The record is from RefSeq and is a predicted model, not a curated record. Gene Ontology annotation, molecular function: p53 binding.
GGAGCACCGCCUGCUGAUGGUCGUCCGAAGAAAUCAGUGACAUUCUGAUAAUGAAACUACAACUGGUGUUUCCAGCUUUCUCACAUCCAGUUUUAUUUCCAGUCCCGGUGUAAAACAGCAGAGAGAGACUCAGUGUGUGUUUGUGUGUGAGAGAGGAAGGAAGAGGGAGGGAUUAAAAGAGGAAAGUGGAUAGGAGCUGAAGCUUCAGUUUUCUGAGCAUCUGGAUAUUUGGUUGGAGAUAGAAGAAGAAUUUGGAUGUAUGGACUAUUACCUGAAAGCAGAGGAAAACACCGAAAAAGUUCUGUAGAAGAAGAGUAGAGUAGAGGAGAAGUUAUUUUUCUAACGGGACAGGAGGACUGACCAGCAGGAAUGUUGCCGGUGAUCCUGACGGUUUACCUCAAUGACACCCAGCAGAUGCUAACUGAGGUCCCAGUUACUCCGGCAACCAGAGUGAUUGACGUUGUUGAAUACUGCAAAGAAGCCGGAGAGGGGGAGUGUCACCUGGCUGAGGUGUGGAAUGGGCACGAGCGUGUUCUCCCUCAGGAGGUGUUAUUGUUGGAUCUUCUCCAGCAGUGGGGAGCCAGGAGGCCAGAGGUCAGCUUCUACUUAAGACACUGCCCCUCCUGGACACAAGGAAGUCCGCAGCCUUUGGAGCCGAGCUGGACCACAGAAGCAACAGAGAGUGCUAAUGACAAGGUUCCCCGUGUGGAGCUGACCCUCUCUGAGCUGCAGGAAAUGGCCACAAGACAACAGCAACAAAUAGAGGCUCAGCAACAGAUGUUGGUCGCCAAGGAGCAGAGACUGAAAUAUCUUCACCAGGGAGGCAGAUCUCACCAGGGACAGACACAGUCUGAAGCUGAGAAGCUGCAGCGGCUGAAGGAGCGAGUGGAGACACAGGAAGCCAAGCUGAAGAAGAUCCGAGCCAUGAGAGGACAAGUCGACUACAGCAAACUGAUCAAUGGAAACCUCUCUGCAGAGAUUGACCAUGUUAGCAGCCUGUUCCAGGAGAAGCAGGCCGAACUGCAGUCUGCUGUGGUCCGAGUCGACCAGUUGAGCCAGCAGCUGGAGGAUUUGAGGAGAGGACGCCUUCAGCUCCACUCUGCUGCUCCAGCUCAGGGGGCACACACCGGGUCCCAGGGGGCACACACUGGCCAGAAAGGCUCACCUCUGUCUGGUCCUGCAGCCCUGGAACUGAGGAAACUCUACCAGGAGCUGCAGGCUCGUAACCGUCAUAACCUAGAGCAGAGCAGCAAGUUGGCCCAGAACAAGGAGCUGCUGAACAAGAGGAACACCCAGGUGACGGUGAUGGAUCAACGCAUCGGAGACCUGAGAGAACGACUGCAUAAGAAGAGAGCAGAAUUGAGUCGUAUGAAUGGAGGAGGCCUGUCCUCGCCUCAGACCUCUUCCCACCCAGGCGCUGGAGUGUCAGGGCGAGUAGCGGCUGUCUGCCCCUACAUCCAGGUUCCAGCGGAAGGAAGACAGGAGGCGGGGUACCCCCUGCCAGCUGACCCACCGGCCAAACCCAACCCGCUCAGCCACAUCCGCUCCCUCUCAGAGGAGGACAGAAGUGGCAUCAGGAAGCCUCCCAGCCAAUGGAAAGUGUCAGAUUUAGACAUCGUUCUGUCAGAGCCCACUGAGACGUGGGAGGGACCUGGGUCCCCUCAGGGGGGCCACAGUAACAACACUAAUGAAGCGUCAUGGCCGAGCAUCAGUAAGAGUGUGUCAGAUUGGAGGACCAACAGUCCAGAACAGCUUUCCUCUGGUUAUGGCACCUACCCCAGUGCCACCCACCAGGCAGCCGGGCAUCACUGUAGCACAAGCUCCUUGCCCCGUUCUGCCCCCGGUACACUGGGCUGGCCCCGAUCCAGUGCAAAUGCCCCCUCGUCCGCCUCUUCAUCAUCUUCCUCUUCACAACAAAUACAGCAUCGAAUCUCCGUCCCUCCAAAUUCAAGCCAAGGCUCCACCUCCCAACCAUCUCCCUUGUCCCCACAAACAGAGCGAACAGAUCCCCCUCCAGCAGUGGCUGUACGUCCCUACGUCCCGGACCACCCCUCCAGGCCCCAGUCCCCCAGGAAGGGCCCCGCCACCAUGAACAGCAGCUCCAUCUACAGCAUGUACCUCCAGCAGCCUCAGGCCAAAAACUAUGGAUCUCUCACUAAUAGGACUACUGUCAAAGCAGUCUAUGGUAAACCCAUCCUCCCCACCUCCUCCACCUCUCCGUCCCCUGUCCCUUUUCUCCAGGGAGGAGGCGUAAGAGCAGGAGGAGAGGAUGUUACAGACAAAGAAGGAGGGAAAGGAGGAGGAGAGAGUAGUGAUGGGCAAAUCCUCCCACCACCCACUGUGGACAACAUCCCUCGUCCUCUCAGUCCCACUAAACUCACCCCAGUUGCCCACUCCCAGCUACGUUACCAGAGUGAUGCUGACCUGGAGGUUCUCCGCCGACGCCUCAGCAAUGCUCCACGGCCCCUAAAGAAACGGAGCUCAAUUACAGAACCUGAGGGCCCACAGGGGCCCAACAUCCAAAAACUACUAUACCAGAGGUUCAACACGUUGGCGGGAGGCAUGGAAGGAGGCUCAGGUAAUACUUUCUACCAGCCUGACUGCCUUUUGGGUGAAGUGGACAACAUCCAUUCAGCUAAUGGGAACGUAGAACCUGGUGACAAGCAAGUCAGUACGGCUAUCGUGGAGGGAGAAGUUCAAAACCUGAAUUCGGGGUCCCAUCGCUUGUCCCCUCCUUCUGUUGCCAUUGAAACACCCAAAGAGACGACAGCAAAAGCAGAAACUACCAAUAAUGUGCCUCCACCGACCCAAAGCAGCCCAGCCCCUUCAGCUGAUAGGCCAGAGGACCAGAACAAUAACAACAAGAGAGGCUCUAGUCCUGCACACAGUUCUGUAGGCCACGCCUCCCCUUCAACAUCACCUCCUGCACCGCCUUCACUGCCUAAGGUGAAGAGAACCAACCUGAAGAAGCCGUCAUCAGAGCGAACAGGUCAUGGUCUGAGAGUGAAGUUUAACCCUCUAGCUCUGCUGCUGGACGCAUCCUUAGAGGGAGAGUUUGACCUGGUGCAGAGGAUUAUAUAUGAGGUGGAAAAUCCCAGUAUGCCUAACGACGAAGGCAUAACUCCUCUUCAUAAUGCUGUCUGCGCCGGCCAUCACCAUAUUGUGAAGUUCUUGCUGGACUUUGGAGUCAAUGUAAACGCGGCUGACAGUGACGGAUGGACUCCUCUGCACUGUGCAGCUUCAUGUAACAGCGUCCACCUCUGUAAGAUGCUGGUGGAGUCGGGGGCUGCCAUUUUCGCCACAACAAUUAGCGACGUGGAAACAGCGGCAGACAAAUGUGAAGAAAUGGAGGAGGGCUAUACACAGUGUUCUCAGUUCCUCUAUGGUGUCCAAGAAAAGUUGGGUGUGAUGAACAAAGGCUUGGUCUACACUCUCUGGGACUACACGGGCCAACAAGCCGAUGAGCUCUCCUUCAGCGAGGGUGACGCCCUCACCGUGCUGCGUCGUCGUGACGACACUGAGACAGAGUGGUGGUGGUCACGGCUUAACGACCGCGAGGGAUACAUACCCAGAAACCUUUUGGGGCUGUAUCCAAGGAUCAAACCCAGACAACGCUCACUGGCGUAAAGCCCAGAUCAGGAGCCACGUGCACACGCUUGCACAGGGAGCAUGCACACAGAGAAGAAGAGGAGCAGCAGCAGCAUGUGGGCGGAAGCAUUAGCCGAGGAAGAAAGAACAAAGGUAGUCAGAAGCAGAAACAAAGAAACAAAGAUAGAGCUCAUAGCUCUGAUGAAGCAACUUUUUUCUGUUUGUUUGGACGUGAUGCUGGAACCACAGAGCCACUUUAUGGUAGAUCCAUAAUAUAUUUUCACUCAGUUGCUGCAGAUAAAGGAAAUUGCCUGAAUUUUAUUUUGAUCAACAGUAGCUUGGCAACUUCACACGAGUUCAGCCGCAUGAGAGAAGCUGAAUAGGAAAAAAAAAAAAGAAAUAUCCAUAAUUUGGAUGCAGCUCUGAGUUCUUCCAGCUCAGAACAUGAGCUAGGAUUUAAAAGGCUGUAUCUGACACUCAUCCAAAUAAUCGAUCUUUGAAUGCAACUUUAUUUUUGUAUGGUGUUAAUGAAAAACACCCAGAUGGAUCUUUAUGAAGCCAAGCUCAACAACUGCACAGCAAUGCACAUAGUUUGUUGUCUGAAAACACUUUUGCACUGUGUGGUGAGAAGAUUUGAAUGCAGUACAUUUACAGGCUGGAUCAGGUAAAAGUAUGUGUGAGAAGUGAAGCUGGAGACAGGAAGUGAGAGGAGAGAACAGAGAGUGUGUGAAAGGAAGUCAGGGUUUUGUCAGGUUGUAGAUGGAGCAGCUAUUAGCAGUGUUAGUCAGGGAAAUGUUGGAAGUGCAACCACAAGACUAACAAAACAGAAUCCAGCAAGCUUAUGAUGCAUGGUGGCUGAGGUCCACAUCAACCCACACAAGCAACAGAUGUUGACAAUAUAAUGUUAUGGCAUGGUAAAAAAAAGCACCGAAAAAACUUUAGUUUGAACUGAUAUCAGAAGAAUAUUUGAAUUCUGAUUCCACAAAAUAAUAAAAGAAGCAUCUGUGAAUAAUUACAGACGUCUCAACCUUUUACUAUUCUGUAUUUAUGUUGACUCAGCACUGAUGCAUGAUUUCAUAUGAACAUCUGUUCAACUGCAAAAUGGUUGCUGCUGGUAAGAGAGGAGGAAAAGAGAAGGACAUAAGGAAACCAAGAAUGUGAGAAAUGUGUUUGUGAAAUAUAAAUGAUUUUGUGAAACCAAAGCAGCCACAACAUGGGAAGGAGGAGGUGACACUAUUUUACUCAUUAGAAUAACGCUUCUGUCAGUUUUUAUCCAAUAACAUACAAUACCUUGUGCAGAGUAGGGCCGGGCACAUAUUGGUCCUCAUACUGGGGCAAUACUGAUACCAGACUCAAACGCUAACAAUAUGAUAAAGCUGUGUGUCCAUCUACCGGAAGAUCAGUGGCAUAUUUGUUUUAAACAUGAGUUUAGAAGGUUGAAAAUACAAUUGUAUGCAUAUUCCAUGGGUAACUGCUGAAGUGUGAGAUCAACCUUACUUUCUCACUUAUUUUAUUUUAUUUGUUUUCAUAUUUACAUAUUUCAGUAGUUGUAUAAAAUGUAUUAUGCCCCUGAUUUGUUGGUUUAUUUAAACAAUUGUUUUUUCUAUUGCUAUUAUUGUUAUUAUUAGACACACUACUCUGGUUUCUUUGUGUCACUGCUGCCACCCAGUGUACAGAAAGGUUCUGACACAGAGCGUCAUUUCCUUUAACAUGCUGUGUAAAAUAUGAGGCAAUAAGUUAAGUGAUGUUUGAUGCGAGAAUGGCACAUUGGUGUGAAGAGUGUGAACCAUUACUUUGUGUAUAUGCAACCUGUAACUACAACAUGUACAAUAAUAAUAAAGAAAUUAUAAUCCCUGCAGAGAA